UCUCUCAAGCUUAAUUUCACGCACAAACCUCCUCUCAUGGAGUCCAAGAGAGCAAAGGUUUUUGCCGCCUCUGCAGUCGUCAGCCUCCUGGUCCUGCUCGUCGUCCUGUGGAUCUGCCUCGGACCGUCCACUACCUCUUACAUCGUGUCCGGCCUGGUCUUUGCCGCCAUCCUGGCCAUCUUGGCCUGGGUGUUGACCUUGUACACGGCGCUCGACCGGAUGCAGAUGUCCGCGGCGAGGUGGUCGGCGCUUGAGCGGGAGGAGCUCCGCGUCGAGUACAGCUUCCUCCGCAAGGUCGCGGGCCUGCCCAUCAAGUUCCGACUCGACGACCUCGUGGUGGCCACCGACAACUUCCAGGCCCUGGUGGGGCGCGGCUCCUCGGCGUCGGUGUUCCGCGGGAUCCUCGACGACGGAACGCCCGUGGCCGUGAAGCGGAUCGAGGCGGCUGAGCGUGGGGACCGUGAGUUCCGCUCCGAGGUCUCCGCCAUCGCCAGCAUACAACACGUCAAUCUCGUCCGCCUCCUCGGCUACUGCAUUGUCCCAGCCGGCCCAAAGUUCCUGGUCUACGAAUUCGUGGCGAACGGAUCCCUGGACAACUGGAUCUUCCCUUCCGCCCGGAAGGACCACGACGGCCGCCGGCGGUGCCUGCCAUGGGCCAUGAGGUACCGUGCCGCCGUCGACGUGGCCAAGGCCCUGAGCUACCUCCACCACGACUGCCGCGCCCGCGUCCUCCACCUCGACGUCAAGCCAGAGAACAUCCUGCUCGACGAGGGCUUCCGGGCCGUCGUGGCGGACUUCGGGCUGUCGAAGCUGAUGGGAAAGGACGAGAGCCGGGUGGUGACCACCAUCCGGGGGACGCGCGGCUACUUGGCCCCCGAGUGGAUCAUCGGGUCGGGCGUCUCCGACAAGUCCGACAUAUACAGCUACGGGAUGGUGCUGCUGGAGAUGGUCGGAGGGCGGCGUAGCGUGCAGCUGGUGGACGGAGACGUCGCCUCGCGCAGGAAGUGGUCCUACUUCCCCCAGAUCGUGAGCGAGAAGGUGAGGCAGGGGAGGAUGAUGGAGGUGGUCGACGAAAGGCUGAAGAGCGUCGAAGGGCCACCGGACGAGGAGGAGGUGCGCACCUUGGUGCAUGUGGCGCUGUGGUGCAUCCAGGAGAAGGCGGAGACCCGGCCGAGCAUGGCACGCGUGGUGGACAUGCUCGAGGGUAGGAUCGCCGUCGACGACGACCCACCGAAGCCGGACAUGAUCAUCUCGAGCCUCUUAUCCCCCGAGCCGGACGUUUUCGAUGAGGCGGGAGCCAAGGAUACACAUGCGGCGGCAGCCGGAAUGCUGGAGUUGGAUACCCAAUCGGCAACGACUUAUUCAUUGGAUGUGUCGUCGAUCUUGUCAGCUCGAUAGCACUGUGCUUCGAUUGCAGAGCCGCCGGAAUUGUGUGUUACUUCACUGCGGCCUGCUCACCCUGCACCUCCUGUGAUAGGAGGCUGUGUUGAGGGGAUCCUCCCACUGCCUCAUUUGAUUCCUUGAGUUUAUUUGGAUUAAUAGCUUCUCCUAUGCUACAUCAGAAUCAAAAUUUCCAA
Molecule: messenger RNA, 1577 nt
Organism: Musa acuminata subsp. malaccensis (wild Malaysian banana)
Lineage: Eukaryota; Viridiplantae; Streptophyta; Magnoliopsida; Zingiberales; Musaceae
Product: probable receptor-like protein kinase At5g20050
Biological process (GO): protein phosphorylation
Molecular function (GO): protein kinase activity; ATP binding
Source: RefSeq, a predicted model, not a curated record